Molecule: messenger RNA, 1122 nt
Organism: Necator americanus (New World hookworm)
Lineage: Eukaryota; Metazoa; Nematoda; Chromadorea; Rhabditida; Ancylostomatidae
Exons: 2
Coding region: 1-1122 (373 amino acids)
Source: RefSeq, a predicted model, not a curated record
AUGACUGCCCUCUUCGACAGCCAUGUCCACUUGUCUCCUCACCAUCUGAGGGAAGACGGACAUGUCAUUCCAGAAGUUCUCCCGUCCAAAAUACGACAUGCUGUCAUACCAGUAAGAAAUCGUACCUCACCCGGUCCCGACAAAAUAAAACCAGAACAACUGAAGAACCUCCCGCCAGUACUCAUCAACACCCUGGCGAGGCUCUUUACACGUUAUUUGUCGGAAUGCAAGGUUUCUAAACAGUGGAAGACCAGCAAGACCGUGUUGUUGUAUAAAAAGGGAGAUCCACAUGACAUCGGCAACUGUUGUCCAAUCUGCUUACUGUCUGUCAUCCACAAGCUCUUUACAAGAGUGAUCCUUAAUAGGAUUGGAAAAGUCUUGGAUGAAGGACAGCCAUGCGAGCAAGCAGGGUUUCGAAAAGGAUUCAGCACGAUCGACCAUAUUCACACUGUUUCGAGACUCAUCGAGGUAUCACGAGAGCACAAGAUGCCGCUCUGUCUCACCUUCAUCGACUUGAAGAACGCCUUUGACUCAGUUGAGACGGAAGCGGUCGUGGAAGCCUUGGACAACCAAGGCGUCCCUACUCAGUACAUAAAGGUACUUCGAGAGUUGUACACCACCCUCGAGAACGCAGCGCGAAAGUUGGAAUGGGACUACAUGGGAGUGAAGGUUGAUGGUCAGCAGCUUCAUCAUUUGCGCUUUGCUGAUGACAUCGUUCUGAUAACACCUAGCAUCAGCCAAGCGGAACGAAUGCUGACCGAAUUCGACGAAACAUGCGGAUGCAUCGGUCUUCAGCUGAAUCUAGACAAGACGAUGUUCAUGCGGAACGGAUGGAUCUCGGAUGCCCCAUUCACGCCCAAUGGAACGAACAUAUCCGAAUGCACCAGCUACGUUUAUCUGGGUCGAGAAUUGAACAUGAUGAACGACCUGACCCCCGAGCUGGGCAGGAGCUUGGGGUGCAUACAAGAGCAUCGAGGAUGUAGUGAAGAUGACCAGGAACACCCGGCUUCGUGCUCACUUCUUCAACACCACCGUACUUGCUGCUUUGACCUAUGCUUCGGAAACCUGGGCAUUUCUCAAACAGGAAGAAAACGCGGUGAUCAUCAUUGUACGCGCAAUUGA